Molecule: messenger RNA, 1761 nt
Organism: Bacillus rossius redtenbacheri
Lineage: Eukaryota; Metazoa; Arthropoda; Insecta; Phasmatodea; Bacillidae
Exons: 3
Coding region: 240-1472 (410 amino acids)
Source: RefSeq, a predicted model, not a curated record
GCCGCUUUCCGAUUCAAGACGUGAAAAUAGUAGAAAAGCACAAGUCAUACGAGAUAAAGUAGCUACUUCGCGGAAACUUUAUCUCCGCUGAGCAGCAGGCUGUUGUACCGCGCGAACAAGAGAACCAGAAGUAUCGCAGAGCUUCAUCUGCUGUUGCUGCGAGCCUCUAAGCGCUGAACACAUCUCGUCUUCGAACAUCAUUUCCCUGCAACCUGCGCAGGCAGCCGGACCAGGUUAUUAUGGGCCCUGAAGAACCGUCGAAUGCUCAAGAAGCACCGUCGUGGUUGACUAAGGACUACUUUGAAGGAGUCCUCCGUGACAACCUCGAAGACCCAGGGGUGACAGUGGAGAGCUUCGACGUCCGGACCACCACCGUCAAGGGUGACAACUACGCCAGCGUCAUACACAGAGUCGCAGUGACCUGCAGGUCCGGCGACAGCCGGCGGGAGAAGCACUUCAUAGUGAAAUCCCUCCCCGCAAAGGGAUUGGCUCGCAGGUACAUCGAAGAAAUGCGACUUUUCGACAAUGAGAUCUCGGCCUACGCUGUUCUUUUCCCAGCCAUGAGAGACUUGUGCGGCACGGGGGUGGUGUCGCCGAGCUUCUACGCGACCGGCCGAGAGGGCACGGUCAUACUGGAGGACUUGGCACCUCGGGGUUUCAAGAUGGCCGACCGCAAGAAGAGGCUGGAUCUGGUCCACUGCUUUGAGGCGCUCAAGGCUUUGGCGCGAUUCCACGGGCUGUCUCACGCAGUGGCUCAGAGAGAUCCGGCAAUCGCAGACCUCUUUUCUGUGCCUGAGAAGUCUCGGUGGAUGAAAGAAAUGGAGGAUAGCUUCUUUCCUAAAGUUUACUCAUUAUUAGCAUCUAUUGUUGAAAUGUGGCCAGGAUAUGAGAGAUUUUCGGAGAAGUUAAUUUCCUGCAGUGAUGUGAUCAUAAAAAAAGUGAACGCAGGUUUGAAACCUAAUGAAGAAGCUUUUAAUGUUCUUAUUCACGGAGACUUUUGGGUGAACAAUAUGUUGUUUCGAUAUGAUGAAGAAACGAAAAACCUUAUAGAAGUAUGUUUGAUAGACCUCCAGAUGGUAAAAUAUGCAUCACCAGCAAUAGAUCUGCAUUAUUUUUUAUCGUCAAGCUUAGCAGACGGAAUCAGGGACGAGCAUGAAGACAGGCUGCUAGAAUGUUACCACCAAACACUUGUUGACACUCUGGAAUCCGUAGGCCUAAAUGCCGGUGUGUACAGUAUCGAUGAUCUGAAGAAGGACUACGCCGAUAAGGCUCAUGUGGGGUUUCAUUUAGGUGUUAUGGUCUUGGGCGCAGUAGCUGCUGAGCCGAGUGAAGCUUUUGAAUUUGAUAAUGUCACUGCAGAGUCAUUGCAGGACGGUUCUACCAACCCACUGGAGAAAACAUUUCGUGCAAAAGGAUACAGACCUGUUCUGGAAAAACAUUUAUUAUACUACGAAAAAAUGGGUGUACUCUAGUUUGGGUCGAGUAAAGGUUUUGUGCGCAAUAUAUCUAUAAGCCUGCCGCAAAACAGAUUAACAUUUUAGUAGAUAAUGUGUAUUUUCUCAAUUUAGUUUUUUUUUUUAGGUAAAUUCUCUGAACUGUUAAUUUUUUUAUCAAAUCCUCAACUGCAUCGUUUUAUUUUUUUUUUCCCCUUGAAAGUACAAAACACUGUCGAAGAGAAACAUUUGAUGUUUAUCUUAAGUUGUUUUCAGUAACUUGUUCUUUGCAUUUUUUUUCACCAGCAGAUUGAAGUAUUUAUGCCUA